Filobasidium floriforme is the source of this 2713-nucleotide messenger RNA. RefSeq lists its product as uncharacterized. The record is from RefSeq and is a predicted model, not a curated record. Gene Ontology annotation, molecular function: damaged DNA binding; ATP binding; hydrolase activity, acting on acid anhydrides, in phosphorus-containing anhydrides. Lineage: Eukaryota; Fungi; Basidiomycota; Tremellomycetes; Filobasidiales; Filobasidiaceae. The transcript is spliced from 19 exons. Gene Ontology annotation, cellular component: nucleus. The coding region runs from base 151 to 2568 and encodes 805 amino acids. Gene Ontology annotation, biological process: nucleotide-excision repair; transcription by RNA polymerase II; positive regulation of mitotic recombination.
CUAAGCAAUACAUAGGGCUAGCUGCCUCAGGAAGAUAUAAAGACAUUCUCUAGCUCGCUCGUACCGCGAUUUUGGCUGAUAGGUCAUUCUUGCUCGCUUGGUAUCCGAUUUAACCCGAGCGGUGCUGCUGCAUAACAACGGGCCGACAAGAUGUUGUUCUACCUCGAUGAUCUUCCCGUAUUGUUCCCGUAUGACCGGCUCUACCCAGAACAAUACCAGUAUAUGAGCGAUUUGAAGAAGACGCUCGAUGCUGGUGGCCACUGCGUUCUGGAGAUGCCCUCGGGUACCGGAAAGACAGUCUCCCUGCUCAGUCUGAUCGUCUCGUACCAACAGUUCUACGCAAGAGAUAGGAAGCUCAUCUACUGCUCACGAACCGUCCCGGAAAUCGAGAAAGCGCUGGCAGAGUUGAAACGACUCAUGGUCUAUCGAGAGGAGAUGGGAGCCAAAGACGAAGGGUUCCGCGGUUUGGGUUUGACCAGUCGACGGAACCUGUGCUUACACCCUGAAGUCAGCAAGGAAAAGAAGGGCAAGAUCGUUGACGCGAGGUGUCGAGAUUUGACGAGUGCCUUUGCGUGCGAGAAAGGCAGAGCGGAUCCCGGGAGCGUGGAGUUGUGCAGCUUUCAUGAGGAACUCAACAACUACGAGACGGGGAAUCUGAUACCUCCCGGAAUCUUUACGCUCGAGGAUGUCAAGAAAUAUGGAAAGGAAAAGGGAGUCUGUCCUUAUUUCACGAUCCGACGCAUGCUACCGCACUGCGAUGUGAUCAUUUACUCUUUCCACUACUUGCUAGACCCCAAGAUCGCAGACCAGGUCUCCAAGGAGAUGAGCAAGGAUAGCAUUGUCGUCUUUGACGAAGCGCACAACAUUGACAACGUCUGCAUCGAGUCUCUCUCUAUCGACCUGACAAGACCGAUGUUGGAUUCGGCAGCGCGGAGUUGUGUCAAGUUGGAGAACAAGAUCGAGGAGAUCAAGCGGACGGAUGCGACCAAGCUGCAAGAUGAAUAUUCAAAACUGGUGGCAGGGCUACAGGAUGCCAAUGAGGGCCGGGAGGAAGACGAUAUGCUGGCAAAUCCGGUGUUAUCGGAGGAUAUGGUUCAGGAGGCUGUUCCCGGAAACAUCAGAAAGGCCGAGCACUUUGUCGCGUUUUUGAAACGGUUCGUGGAAUACAUGAAGACCCGGAUGCGAGUCCUGCAUGUCGUCGCAGAAACACCACAGUCUUUCCUACAACAUUUGAAGGACAUCACCUACAUCGAGAAGAGGCCGCUCAGGUUCUGCGCGGAACGCCUUACCUCGCUGGUCCGCACGCUGGAACUAACCCAGAUCGACGAAUAUCAUGCGUUGCAAAAGCUAGCGCAAUUUGCCACUCUGGUUGCCACAUACGAGAAGGGCUUCCUGUUGAUCUUGGAACCGUAUGAGACAGAGGCAGCGACAGUACCAAAUCCAAUUUUCCACUUCACGUGUCUCGACCCUUCACUCGCUAUGAGCCCGGUCUUCGAGAGGUUCAGUAGCGUCGUCAUCACCUCGGGGACAAUCUCGCCGUUGGAUAUGUAUCCCAAGAUCCUUCAAUUCCAGCCUGUGGUACAAGAGAGUUAUCCCAUGACGCUCACACGGAACGCUUUCUUGCCUAUGGUCAUCACACGAGGCAGUGAUCAAGUCGCGAUCAGCUCUCGAUUCGAAGUCCGAAACGAUCCAGCGGUCGUUCGAAAUUUCGGCAGUAUCCUCAUCGACAUGUGCAAGGCCGUGCCAGAUGGCGUGGUGGCUUUCUUUCCCAGUUAUCUGUACAUGGAGUCCAUCGUAGCUGCUUGGAACGAUAUGGGGAUCUUGAACGAGGUCUGGAAGAACAAGCUUAUCUUUGUGGAGACACCAGAUGCGGCCGAGACGAGUAUCGCUCUUGACAACUAUCGAAAAGCAUGUAACAACGGUCGAGGAGCGGUCCUUCUGUCUGUCGCACGAGGAAAGGUCUCUGAAGGGAUCGAUUUCGACCAUAACUAUGGUCGUGCAGUUAUCAUGUUCGGUAUACCUUAUCAGUAUACCGAGAGUCGAAUCCUCAAAGCAAGACUCGAAUUCCUGCGAGAUAACCAUAGAAUCAAGGAGAACGAUUAUCUGACAUUCGACGCCAUGCGACAUGCGGCUCAGUGUGUCGGUAGAGUACUGCGAGGAAAGACGGAUUGGGGUUUGAUGGUGUUUGCAGACAAGCGUUUCGCUCGUGCAGACAAGCGGGCCAAGUUGCCCAAGUGGAUCAACCAAUACAUCACCGAGGCCCAUUCGAAUUUGUCGACCGAUAUGGCUACCGUCCUGGCAAAGCUAUUCAUCCGGUCCAUCUCGCAACCUUUCGACCACACGCAAACCGGAAUAUCAUUGUGGACGAUAGAAGACAUCGAGAACAGGCAGAGAAAGGAGAAGGAGGAAGAGGCGAGGUUCAUGCUCGAGAUGGACGGCAUGGCUGACAAGCCAAAGAAGCAAGACGACAAGGAUCAGCCGAUGUUUGAAGGCGAAGAAGAAGACGACUAUGCGCUUAUGGGGAUCGAUGACGCCGAUUUGAUGGACGUGCCGAUGGAGCUGUCCUAGGUUAUGCGCGGGAAGAGAAGAAGGAAGUCCAAUCAGGCAUAGAUAUAAUAAAUGUUUGAGAGCGACAUGAUCGUACCCCUGUAUCACUGUAUUCAUAGUCCCGGGCGAAUUGUAGUAACGCUAUCCAAUUCGAUAUUGCCACCUC